Messenger RNA from Diuraphis noxia (Russian wheat aphid), 2921 nucleotides. RefSeq lists its product as uncharacterized. The record is from RefSeq and is a predicted model, not a curated record. Lineage: Eukaryota; Metazoa; Arthropoda; Insecta; Hemiptera; Aphididae.
GUGUGUUGUAAUUUAUAAAUUUCGUUUUCGUACUGGUUUUGUAUAUUAUGUGCGCCCUACGACUUUUCGGCUGUUGCUGUAGUCGAUAGCCAAAAGUUAAUAAUUUAAUAUUCAUACUUACGUUUCCAGUUCGAUAUUAUUUAUUAUUGUUGUCAUCGUCCCGUACACGGUUCGGUGUCCGGUCAUGUCGUCGAAUUGCCCGUCAACUUUUGAAAGACUUCUGACAGCAUUGAAUUGUAUGCUGAACGAUGGUUUCGCAAUACAAGAUAAAACGCUGCUAGAAAAACUUUUGACAAGUUUGCAGAAUGCCGACGCUUUGUUGAGUACAGUUCCGAUCAACGUUCAUUGCAAAUGGUUUGCCAGUGUUUUGGAAAUAUAUCAAAAUCAAACUCCAAUAUCUAGAAAUGCUUGUAUACAUCUGUACGCAUUUGCCCUCAAAUACUUGGCCAUAUUGGUAAAACAUGACAAUGGCUUGGACGCAUUCAUUGAGACGCACACUCUCCAAUCUAUGAUUAAUCAGUUAGAUGUUACGUCUAAUCUUAAGGAGUCAUCAAUUUUUAACGCUUAUAUGUCAUUGUUGCAGUCAUUGAAUACUCAUAAACGUGGUCUUGAGUAUGUUUUCCAAGAAGGUUUAUGGAAAAUUAUUCUUUUUUCUAUUCAUGGAUUAACUGUACCUGCAAAAUAUGUUGAAAUUCAAGCUAGUCAAUAUAUUGCUGACUUAAUUUAUAAGUCAUUUGACUAUGAAAUGGCGCAUUAUUGUGAGCCUCUGCUUGAAGAGCUAUUUAAUAACUUAAAUUCAACUGAUAAUCUAACUGCCAAUCAUCAAGAUAUAAAAGAAUUUGUUGGCUAUAAUGUUUAUGUAAAAACAUUAAUUUUAUCUUUGGAAAAAUUCAUCGGAACUAAGUAUGAAUCUGAUGUUGUCUGUAAAAUAAUUAACAAAUAUUCUUUAUCAGAUGUAUUAGUGAAUAUUCAAAAACUAUUAAAUGUAAAUCCAAUCCUAUUAAAAAACUAUAUAACAUUACAUUUAAUAUUUGAUUGUCUUACUGUUUGGCAUAAUUCGGACAUGGAAUAUGUAUUAAAAUCAAUUUUUUAUCAUAUGAAUAACCCAAAAAAUAUUCAUUCAUAUAAAAAAAUCAACAACUUAUGUACACAAGCAAUUAAAUAUGCUAAUACCAGUAAUGCACAAUUAACAGCUAACCCAGUAUUUGAGAAGGAAUUAAUUAUUGGGCAGUUGAUACCUUUAAAUAAAUGUUCAGACUGGAUACUAUGUUCUAAACACAAAAAAUCCAAGUAUGAUAGAAGUUGUAUUAUUGAAUCAAAAUACAUUUUAAAUUAUUGCAGUAAUUAUGAUUCUAUGAUAAAUGAAGUGGCCAUUUCUUCUAUACUCAACAUUGUAGAUAUUAUUCCUAUACUGAAACAAAUGUCACUGGAUUACUUAUUCAAUUUUUUUUCAACUUUAACAGAACGUUUUUUUAACUCUGACAAUUGGCUAGAACAGUGUCAAUCUCGAGAUUCUAUUUAUAACAAAUUCUUAGAAAUAUUAUCUUACAUAUUUAUAUGUUGGGCUAAAGUAAUAGAAUGUAAAUUAUUUACUGAAACUACAACACAUAAUGAAUUGUUGGUGUCACUUGUACAGAGCCUUAGUCAGUUUCUUCAUAAACCUUCCCACAAUUCUACUCUCUUACAGAAUGGUUUGAAAUUAAUUAGUACUGCGUUAAAUAAUAUGGACAAAGAAAAUGUACAAUACACUGGUAAUCUGGAAAAUUUUGGUACAUUAUGUACUACACUUCAUAAUUUACUUUUGGAUACCAGGCCAGAAAUUCGAGAUAGUUCUUUACAGUGUAUUACUAGCAUAGUAAAUGUUUCUAAAUACAGUUCUGGGAAUUUUUUUAUCAAAAUCAUUUUGGAAAAACAUUUGUCAAUAGCUGUAAUGAAUACUCUUAAACAUGACAAUGAUCCAUUUGUGAGAUCUAAAGCUCUUGAAUGCUUAGAAAAAAUGGUAUCUGUCUUAGAUAUUUGGGAAACAUCUUUAAAAGAAUCAGAUUUAAUUACACAUUGUUUAAACUUAAUGCAAUACGAAUCUGAAGGAAUUAUUAGACGACAAAUUGUAAAACUCCUCACUGCAUUAUUCAUUAAUAAUGAGCUCAGUGAUAAUCUAUUUAACGAAAUAUGCAUUGUAAUGGUACACAUUAGCAUCAAAGAUCCACUUUGGGAAGUAAAAACAUUUACUUAUGAAUUUUGGAGUUCUGUUGUCUAUAAAUUUAUUGGGAAAUGUUGUAAACAAAAUAACACUGAAAGACUAAAUGACAAUCUUGUUAAAUUAAGUUCAACAGGCUGCUUACAUGUUCUUUAUGUUGCAUUAAAAGAAGAACAUGAUUUAGUUGUACAAAAAAAGGCCAUUUGCUUAGCAAAAGAAUUGAUUGCUACGAUAAACUCUAUUGAUGAUAAUAUGCAAGAUUUAAAUGUUAAACUUAAAAGGAAACCAGUGAAUUGUCUGCACAAUAUUAUUGAUGAAAGCAUUGAAAAUUGUUCUGGCUCCAUAAAUAAAAAAUCCAGACAAUUAGACUCAGCCGAUAGGAUCUUAAGCUCUAUUACUAUUUCAAGUGACAGUGAAUUAUUGCCAAGUCUUAAGUCUUUCAAUAACAGUAAUAUUUAUCCAAAUAAUAUUUGUCUUCGCCAGAAAACUGAUAUCUAUAUAAAAAUAGAUGAUUUUUUAAAUUUUACUUCUAUUUAUGAUUUUAAUGACUGUGAUACUAAGACACAAUGGGUUAUAUCUACGAGGUCUGGUUUGGAUUCAAUGUUAGAUGAUAUAAUUGAUCAGUCACAAAAUUGUUUCAUUGAAGGAGCUGAUCUUUUAGAUUGUCAUUAAUUAUAUUGUGCCUAUUGUGUUAAACCUAAAUAUAUUUAAUACUAUGUUUAUA